This is a messenger RNA of Folsomia candida, 1366 nucleotides long. Its product is annotated as insulin. Gene Ontology annotation, molecular function: hormone activity. The transcript is spliced from 3 exons. NCBI's taxonomy places the organism in Eukaryota, Metazoa, Arthropoda, Collembola, Entomobryomorpha, Isotomidae. Gene Ontology annotation, cellular component: extracellular region. The record is from RefSeq and is a predicted model, not a curated record. Bases 216 to 734 code for a protein of 172 amino acids.
CUUCUCGACAUAAUUAUCAGUUUAAUGAUUAAGAUCAGAGGGGAGGGAAAGACACAACUUAGGAAACAUUGCUUAAAUUUCCUGAAAGUACAGACCAAAUCCGAAUUUAACCCCCCUCUACCCACUCCCUCGCAGCAGUAGCAGCGUAAAGACUCACCCAAAACAACCCCGUCAAUUAAGGAUAGAAACAAAAAAGUUUCACCCACUUCAACGCUAUGAUGGCUUCCAAGAUGAAUUUGGCAGUUGUACUGAUAUCCGUCGUCGUGGUCAUGAUCGUUGGAUCUGUCACUUCAUUCGACCUUCGCUCCGAACCUGAGAGCCAUGUCAAGCAAACACGGUCCAUCGUGUCAAUGGACGUUUCCCAACCGCACCAACCGAUCCAGGUUUGUGGAUUACGUUUGCUCGAUGCGGUCCGUGCCAUUUGUCGCAAUCGGGGCGGAUACGUGAUGACGCGAAGGUCGGAUCCCUCACUCUUGGCCCCACUCUACGAGGAACUGGAGAUUCCCAUGAGCAACUCUUUGGACGAAGCAUCCCAAUAUCCCAAUGACGCCUUUGCCUCCGAAAACGGGGUCGACUUCCCAGACUCUGGAGACCUUUGGAGCAAUGCACGAGCCUACAAGGCGCUGACCGAGUCCAAGGGCGCUCACCCCCGCGUGAGACGAAAUAUUAUCGACGAAUGUUGCAAACGUCCUUGCAACCCGCACCAAAUGGUGAAAUAUUGUGGACGAGCGUAGAUACUUAUUAACUAGAAAAGUUGCUAAUUACACUCGAGAUAAUGUCUUUUAAUGUAGGCGACUUUCAAAGCUCUCUUCAUUUCUGGUAGCAUUCGUAGUGUCUCAACUUCUCCAAUUCUGUACUAAAUAGCAACUCUAUCAAUUUAUUAGUAAUUCACUAUGUUAAAAGUGAUAUCAACUUGAUAUCGAAGGAGGGCUCACUUGAAUUUAUUCCUGCUCUAAAGCGUUUGUGAUUUCUGUUGUUAUGUUAUAAAGACUAAAAUACUGGUGCAUUAGGCACGUUUCUAGCGUAUAAGCAAGUAUGUUAAGCUUCGAAGUGAAUCUGUCAUUAAGAAGAAUUCUUUCACUAUCCCAACUCAUGCAUUGACUUAAAAUCAUUUCUCAGCGUGUCCAUCUCAUUAGUUGUCAGUUUUAACCACAUAUUUUACCACUUGGUAUUUAUGAAGCACUUUUUUGAACCACUAACAUACAAGCCUUCAUAUUUUUAGUGUCUAUUUAGUCACAAAGCUUAUCAACUGCAGAAUAUGUCAAGUCCUCCUGCUUAACUUUAUUAGGUAUACCACAUGAAAUAUUUUGCCUCUGCUGAUUGUAAUUAAAAUAAAACAAAGUCGCCCAUUUGUAAGUGAUGCAUA